CCAGGCUGCUGUGCGGUUAAAUGCGACUCCAUCUCCCCCGACCCAAGCGCGUAAUGGCCGCUGGCUAUCUUGGGGGAGCCAGCUGUUGGACUAUGCCCCACUGCCAGGAAACAGGUGCCGGAAGGUUCUCUGACAAGAUCCCGCUUUCCUAGGGCGGUAAAGGCGUUCACAGGUCGGGAAGGGGCGGUGGGAGAACCGGGGCAGCGCUGAGCCAUGCUCGUGAACUGUGGGUCUGUCUGUGAAGGGGCCCAGUUUCGUGGCACCACGGUAGCGCCCGCGCUAGAAGGUUGUCUUGUGACAGAGCGAAAACUACAAUUCCCAGCAUUCCUGCGGUGCCAGAACUACCUUGCCCGAAAGCCUGUGCGAGAUCUACCCCGUCUUCCGCCUCCCUCCCACCGGAAAACUCUGAGGACAUGAAUAGUCGCCAGGCUUGGCGUCUCUUGCUCUCCCAAGGCAAAGGGGAUCGUUGGGUUUCAAGGCCCCGCGGGCAUUUCUCGCCGGCCCUGCGGAGAGAGUUCUUCACUACCACAACCAAGGAGGGAUAUGAUAGGCGGCCAGUGGAUAUAACUCCUUUAGAACAAAGGAAAUUAACUUUUGAUACCCAUGCAUUGGUUCAGGACUUGGAAACUCAUGGAUUUGACAAAACACAAGCAGAAACAAUUGUGUCAGCGUUAACUACUUUAUCAAAUGUCAGCCUGGAUACUAUCUAUAAAGAGAUGGUCACUCAAGCUCAACAGGAAAUAACAGUACAACAGCUAAUGGCUCAUUUGGAUUCUAUCAGGAAAGACAUGGUCAUCCUAGAGAAAAGUGAAUUUGCAAAUCUGAGAGCAGAGAAUGAGAAAAUGAAAAUUGAAUUAGACCAAGUUAAGCAACAACUAGUGCAUGAAACCAGUCGAAUCAGAGCAGAUAAUAAACUGGAUAUCAACCUAGAAAGGAGCAGAGUAACAGAUAUGUUUACAGAUCAAGAAAAGCAACUUAUGGAAACAACUACAGAAUUUACAAAAAAGGAUACUCAAACCAAAAGUAUUAUUUCAGAGACCAGUAAUAAAAUUGAUGCUGAAAUUGCUUCCUUAAAAACACUGAUGGAAUCUAACAAACUUGAGACAAUUCGUUAUCUUGCAGGUAAGACUGUCAGAGAAAGAAAUUGCUGUCAACUAAUUUUCCUGUUAGUUCCUACCUAUCAAGGUAACUGAGCAGGCACAGGAAAAAAAGGAGGAGCUAUAACAAGGCUUUUUUAUUGCUUGGUCUCCUGUAAUGCUUAAAGAAGGUUCCAGUCUCAGGAUAUAUUUUUUGGAGUCUUGGGUUUUAUUUUUAAUACUUAUAAUUUUUAUUAUAGCAGAUUACAAAUUAGACACAGCCAAAGGAAGGAACAUAUAGGGUGUAGUAUGGGACAGUUCUAAAUAUUAAGCUUCUGUCAUCCUCACAGAUGUGUUACCCUUCAGAAUAUGUUUAGCAGGCAGCUCUGCAGCUGACUAAUAGAAAAAGCAUGUGGAUAUAAAAGAAAUAUAUAAACACAAGCAGAAAAUGAUAGAAGGAUAAACUGGGUACUCCACAGUGAAAACAAAAAUGAAAAUUUUCUUUUUAUUGCUUAUGUUCUUCCAUAAAGAUUUGAAUGAGGUUAGAGAAAAAAAGAUCAAUAAAGUAGAUAUAAGCCCAUUAAAAACCUGGAGGAGGGACAGAUGACGUUACCUUGAAUCAACUGAUUCAGCAUAGAUACUACCCCAAAAUUAGAUUAUUUGUCACAUACUGAGCUCAAGUACCAUCUGACCUGACCCAAUUACAGGGCCCCAGUGAUUUAGGAAGAAUGCCCUAGUCAACUAUUACUUGUCUUUUUUCUUUCCUUUUAUAAAAAGUAAUGUAUUUUCAUUAUAAAUUAUUCAUAGAAUUCAAAAGCAGUAAAAGUGAAAGCCCCUCCCCAUGUGUGUUUACUAUUAGUGGUAAACAUUUUCUAGGCUUUUUCUUCUAUAUAUAAACAACUUAUAUACUUCUUAAAAAUAAUUAGAUCACGUACUUUUUAUAGUCUACAACUUUUAAAAGUUUAACUAAAUGUCCUAUUUCUUUCCACACAGACAUCUUUUUAUUAGAAAGCACAAUAUUCCCUAUAUGAAAAUGCCACAAUUUAUGUAUCCAGUCCUCUAUUAACAGGCAUUCUUCCUCCAGUUUUUCAUUAUUAAGGACAAUACUGUAUUGAACAGCCAUAUAUAUGUGUUACGUUUGAGUAAAUACACAUACACACACACAUAUCUUUGUGCCCCCGUGCUAGUAUUUCUAUAUAACAACUUGCUAUGUACAUUUAAAAUUUGGGGUCAAAAAGAUAUGCACAUUUAAAAUUUUUGAUAUUAACAAAUUGCUGUCUAAAAGAAAACUGCCGAUUUAUAUAGUCUUAGUCAUUUUCUGGGCAGUUACUACUGAUGUUGAGGUGCCAGCAGGGUUGAAGAUGGAGCCCCCAGCCAUCAGCUGAACCGUGGAAGGGGCACAAGUAAAAUAGCCUACCUACAAGCAUAAUUGGAAUCAGAACUUACUCUUUAAGUCUAUGACUGUGUGCCUCAAUUUCUCAUACCAGCUUUCUCCAAAGGUUGGGAACAUUACCAGCUAGACUCUUAUCAUUCCACUUUCACUAAUCAGGAGAGAUUGCCCUCUUUCCUUAGUUCCAGUUUUUAAAAUCCUCAGAAAGGAGUCUGAAUGGUUCAUCUUGGGUCAGACACCACCUUUUGACCCAGAACACUGCCACCAAGGAAUAAUGGCAAUCUCCAUUUAAUCUAUGUAGAUAAUGUGGCAGAUUUUGUUCUUGGCAGAUAAAUAAUGAAAGCUAAUGUUUACAGAGUGCUUAAAAUGUACCAGGCACAUGCUCACCUAAGCAUUUUACAUAUAUGUAGAAUGUCUCCCUAGACAGGGUAUAGAGGAUAAACAGCAAACUUAAAAGAAAUUGGAGAUGGCUCCAUAGUUACUACAACAACAGCCAUGAGAAAUAAAAGCUGAAAUAACAGCAGCAAGACAUGAGAGAGAAACUUAAAUGCAGUAACGAUUGUAUACUCUACUGAAGGAACAAAAUACCUCCCAUCUCACAAUAAGUAAGUGUUCAUUUGGUUAUCUAAAACUUAAUUUAUCAGCUGUUGAAUCAGCAGAGGAUGUAACCACUUAGCACUAUGUGACUGAAAUAAAUGACAGACUGAGUCUUUCAGGUGUCACAAUAUAUAAUAAGGAUCACAAAUUUUUUGUGUGUGUGUUUUUUAUUAAGAGGAAAAAAAACGGCUUUGGAGUCAAGUACACUUAGUCUUAAAUCCUGGCUCCACUGUUUGCUAGCGAUGUAACUGGGUGUAUUACCUCAUCUGUACAACGGGGAUAAUACCACCAAUCUCAUGGUUAAAUAAAGUAGUGUGUGUAAUUGCUCAGCAUACUAGCAUAGUACCUGACACAUGGCAAAUAGUAGCAGGAUCAAAUGGGAGAAUAUAUAAUUGCCCAGUGGCAGUAAGACAAGAAACUCUUAGUGUUAUUACUUCUCUAUGUUUCUUGGAGAUGCCUAAUCCCAUUUCUUAAAACUGAGAAGAUGAUCUUAUCAUUAACCAAGUUUCAGUAAGUAGUAGGAUCAAAUGGGAUGGUGUACAAAUGGGUUUAUACAUUAUGAAUAACUUUACUUUGAAAGGCUAAUUUCUUGUGUCUUUAUUCAUAAAAGUUUUCCCUUCAUCUCUAACUUGUCUGUUUUUAAAAAUUCAUUCAUUGGUGUUUUAAACAAACUGGAGACUAGGGAGUCCCUAAAGGCCUCACUCAGACUUACGUUCUAAAAGCUGGGAAAACUGAAUUUUUUUUUAUCCAAAAUGAUGUAACCUAAAGUACAGGUAGUAUAUUAACUAUUUUAAAAACCUGAUGCUUUUUCUGCCUUUUCUUCUACCUCAUUGAGUUUAAAGAGUUUUUAUUAAAAUUUUAUUUUUUUAAGAAUUAUGAGAAAUUACUUAAAAAUGUACUGAAAAGGCAAUUAAAAUUCUCUUCUCAUAGACAUAUGUAUAUUUUACUAGCCUAACUACAUAAUUUUUUAAUAUAAGAAAGAUUUCAUUUAUCAUGAGAUCUGAAAUUAGAGCUUAUAAUUAUUUAAAGUAGUCAAUAAUGCUAACGUUAAUGAUUUUAAAUACAGGUUCUAGGUUCUAAAUGACAUAAUUUACAUUUUAAUAUACAGGUGCUUUUAAGAAGAAUUAGGCAUUAAGGCUGCCCUUAAGAAUGUCUUUCAUACUUAAUUGUCUAGGGAAUAAAAAACAUAGGAUAGAAAAUUGGUUGGAUUUCCUGUUUUUUGCUCUUCACUUAAAGAUAACAUUCUCUUUAUCUCUGCAAAAUAAUCACAAAUACAAGACCUGUAACACAGUUUCUUCUUUUCACAGCUUCAGUGUUUACUUGCCUGGCAAUAGCAUUGGGAUUUUAUAGAUUCUGGAAGUAGCAUUAAUGCUCAUCCUGCUGUGGCUGUUGGCUUCUUAGAACACCAAACCGGGAGAGAUUUACUUUGAACAUUGUCAGUUGCAGCAAAAAUUUACUACACAAGAUUAUUCAAAGUGUAUAUGGACUAAAAGAGGAAGUGUUUUAGAAUGAGAAGAGAUACUUUGUCUUUAUUGUGUGUGUGUGAGUGCAUGUGUGUGUCUUCAUUAUAUUGAAAAGCUGUCAUUCAGACCUGGUUUAUUUGAGAUAGAAGAGCAUUUUGUCCUUUUGAUAGUACAUAGAAAUUGAACCAGCGUUUUCUUAUGUUUGCUUGAAUAAAUCAUACAGGAUUUUGUGGGUAUUGGUUGAAUAUUUGUAAACCAUUCCCUAGCCUACAUAUUUAUUACGGAAUUAACUUUCCUGAUAACCAUUGCAUAAUUACAUUUUUCUAUAAAAUAAAAGAUUAUUAUAACAAA
This is a messenger RNA of Symphalangus syndactylus (siamang), 4877 nucleotides long. RefSeq names its product coiled-coil domain containing 90B (gene CCDC90B). Gene Ontology annotation, cellular component: mitochondrion. NCBI's taxonomy places the organism in Eukaryota, Metazoa, Chordata, Mammalia, Primates, Hylobatidae. The record is from RefSeq and is a predicted model, not a curated record.